AUGGAAACUCCUGUAGCUAUCAUCUCGCAAUAUAUGGCUGACGGAUAUGCGCGGAUCAACGUCACCAGAAAUGAGGGUGUUGAUAGUGCCGUCACUGCCUUCACGGCACUGUUUCAUGGCAUGCCAGCAUGGCUGGUUGUCACUACUGCCCUGAUUGGCGUUGUCGUGUACGAUCAAGUCCUCUACAUUGUGCGAAAGGGAUCCAUCGCCGGUCCAACAUUCAAGAUUCCGAUCAUGGGGCCUUUCCUUCAAGCGAUACACCCAAAGUUUGACAACUACCUCAAGCAAUGGGCCAGCGGGCCAUUGAGUUGUGUUUCCGUGUUUCACAAAUUUGUCGUACUGGCCUCUGAUCGCGACAUCGCCCACAAGGUCUUCAAGUCGCCGACUCACACCGAACCAUUGAUCACUCCAAUCGCGCCGACGAUACUCAACCCUAAAGCCUGGAUCUUUCUGAAUGGGAAAGCCCAUGCCGAGUACCGCCGUGGUCUGACUGGACUCUUUACCAACAAGGCCAUCAGCACGUACUUGCCGGUUCAGGCCGAGGUGCACGAACAGUACUUUGAGCGGUUCGUGGCGGCGAGCGAAGCCAACAACGGCAAGGCCAUGGGAUUCAUGAAGCUCUUUCGCGAGAUCAACUGUGCCCUGUCCUGCAGGACAUUCUUUGGCGACUAUAUAUCACAAGACGCCAUCCAGAGAAUCGCCGACGACUUCUACCAUGUCACGGCAGCCUUUGAGCUCGUCAACGUCCCGCUCUCCAUGUAUAUUCCCUUCACCAAGGUCUGGAAGGGCAAGAGGAUCGCCGCUGCCGUGCAAGCGGAGUUCUCGCGCUGUGCCGCCGCAUGCAAGGCCAACAUGGCAUCGGGUGCCGAGCCCACCUGCAUCGUCGACCAGUGGGUCUUGCACAUGAUGGAGUCCAAGAAGUACCAGGAGCGACUCGAUGCCGGCGAGACCAAUGUUGAUAAGCCUUCGAACCAGAUUCGCGAGUUCAGCAAUGACGAGAUUGGCCGCACGCUCUUCACUUUCCUGUUUGCCUCUCAGGACGCGUCGAGCAGCGCAACCACUUGGCUGUUCCAGCUCGUCGCGCAACGGCCCGACGUUGUGGAACGCCUUCGCGAGGAGAAUCUCGCUGCUCGUGAUGGCGACCGCACCAAGCCGUUCGACCUGGCCAUGUUUGACAAGCUCACAUUCACCAAUGCCGUCAUCAAAGAAUCCCUCCGGUACCGCCCUCCUGUCAUUUUCGUCCCAUACAUCGCCACGAAAGCCUUCCCCAUCACGCCCGAGUACACCGUGCCCAAAGGAGCGAUGGUCGUCCCGUCCUGCUACCCUGCCCUCCAUGACCCAAAGGUCUACCCAGACCCAGACACAUUCAACCCGGAUCGGUGGAUCACUGGCGACGCCGAGAGCAAGACAAAGAACUGGCUUGUCUUUGGGGCUGGCGCGCACGACUGUCUCGCGCGCAGAUAUGUGCCCUUCACCAUGGCCGCCAUGCUUGGCAAGGCGGUGCUAGAUCUUGACUGGGAGCACCACGCCACAAGUCGGUCGGAGGAGAUACGGGUUUUUGCUACACUCUUUCCCAUGGAUGAGUGCCAGCUCGUGUUCCGGAAGCGUGCGUAG
Microdochium trichocladiopsis is the source of this 1614-nucleotide messenger RNA. RefSeq names its product cytochrome P450. NCBI's taxonomy places the organism in Eukaryota, Fungi, Ascomycota, Sordariomycetes, Xylariales, Microdochiaceae. The record is from RefSeq and is a predicted model, not a curated record. Gene Ontology annotation, molecular function: iron ion binding; monooxygenase activity; heme binding. Bases 1 to 1614 code for a protein of 537 amino acids. The transcript is spliced from 4 exons. Gene Ontology annotation, biological process: sterol metabolic process.